Caenorhabditis bovis is the source of this 939-nucleotide messenger RNA. The record is from the annotation of a GenBank genome assembly. NCBI's taxonomy places the organism in Eukaryota, Metazoa, Nematoda, Chromadorea, Rhabditida, Rhabditidae.
AUGAGCGGCGUGCUCAAUCACGUUCGCGCAUUCCUCGACCAGCAGCCGGUGAUCGCCGGCAAACUCGAGAAGUCGAGCAGUCCCAACAUCCUCUACUCGCAAUUGCCCAAACAUUGGAGAUCGAACAAAUCGUUUCCCGAUCAGUUCGUCGUGCUCAUUCUGACACCCGUACCCGACAACACAGAAGUAACGAUAUGGGCGGGCAACGAUGAGGCGCCAUGUGGCGAGAUUCGCAACGAGAAGGCGCGCGUUCAUCGCCAGGUGGCCAAAUUCAACGACUUGAGGUUCGUCGGCAGAUCGGGUCGAGGCCGCAAGUUUCACAUCACGAUCGUUGUACACUCGACGCCGAUGAUGGUGGCGACGGUGAAGAACGUCAUUAAAGUUACAGUCGAUGGUCCAAGAGAAGCUCGACAACCGAAACCAGCAACCAGCGGAUCUCGAAGAUCGGCUGACAACUCGUAUAGUCUUGAUAUCACUCCACCUACGAUAAUCCCUCCGAUCAUCACUCCACCCCAUAUGUGGUGGGCGGCAUUUGGUGCACCACAAGUGUUGCCACCCAUCUUCCAUCCGCCUGUCUCCACCAUAUUUCCCACCAUUCCGCCAAUGAUGAGCAAUCCGCUGAAGCGACACGCCACCACUCCGCUCAAAUCGGAAUCUUCCGAGAACUCGAGUUUGAAUGAUUCGGAAUCGCUCAACGUCUCCGCCUCGCCGCAAACAUCGUUCAUCGUUCUGAAAAAAGAUGAUGAUGAUGAGGAGGAGGAUCGCGCGGAAGAUGAUGAAGACAAGAAGAAAGACGAACCUAAAAGUCAGAUCGUCUCACCAUCAGGACCAAUAUCGUUGGUCCAGUCGACUCCAGAUUCGUUGCAAGCAAAACGACGACGUCGACAAUCAGCGACAUCCUCAAACGGCUCCUCACCAACCAUUUGGCGUCCAUUUUGA